Molecule: messenger RNA, 603 nt
Organism: Erpetoichthys calabaricus (reedfish)
Lineage: Eukaryota; Metazoa; Chordata; Cladistia; Polypteriformes; Polypteridae
Product: C-C motif chemokine 20-like
Exons: 4
Coding region: 123-467 (114 amino acids)
Biological process (GO): neutrophil chemotaxis; inflammatory response; chemokine-mediated signaling pathway
Cellular component (GO): extracellular region
Molecular function (GO): chemokine activity; CCR chemokine receptor binding
Source: RefSeq, a predicted model, not a curated record
AAUCCCCCAGCUUCUGUAUAAAAGACUUCACGUGUUCAUGUUUGAAUAUAAAGAUUUGCUUUACCAUCCAUCUCUGGGCUCUUCAAACACUUAUUGGCGAGUUCAGUAAAUUUGCAAAUAAAAUGUUCAUCCGUGCCUGCCUAAUUUCUAGCUGUAUUCCUCUUUUUGUAGCUGUUUUAUUCUGCUUUGCUGACUCUUUAUAUGUAAGCCAGCAGGACUGUUGCAUUAGGUAUUCUUACCAAGAAAUAAAAGUACAGAACAUCAAAUGCUACACUAUACAAAAAUCAGAUGGGACUUGCAACAUUGAUGCAAUAAUAUUCCAUACAGUACAGCACAGGAAGAUCUGCGCCAAUCCAAAUGCUAGCAAAGUGAGAAAAACUGUAAAAGCCCUAACAAAUGCAAAACAAUGCCAAAUAAAAAAAAUGAAAAAGGAAAACCCAGACACAAAGUCAAAGAAGCAAAUAUAGCAUUCUCAUAUAUUCUUUUGGAUCAUUUUGACAUCUCCGAACCUGCUGUACUGCACGAUGAAGUUCUUAUUUUCUAUAUGCGAGCAAACUAAUUUGAAUGGACAUUUACUGUUGGUGAAUAAGGAAAGUCAAUACA